This is a messenger RNA of Ziziphus jujuba (common jujube), 1945 nucleotides long. RefSeq names its product calcium-dependent protein kinase 24. Gene Ontology annotation, biological process: intracellular signal transduction; peptidyl-serine phosphorylation; protein autophosphorylation. The transcript has 8 exons. The record is from RefSeq and is a predicted model, not a curated record. Bases 171 to 1742 code for a protein of 523 amino acids. Gene Ontology annotation, cellular component: cytoplasm; nucleus. Gene Ontology annotation, molecular function: calmodulin binding; calcium ion binding; ATP binding. Lineage: Eukaryota; Viridiplantae; Streptophyta; Magnoliopsida; Rosales; Rhamnaceae.
UCUCUUCUCCUCCAUUGACGUUUCUCUGAAAGUCUUUCUCUCUCCCCCAAAAGAAAAAAAAAAAAAAAAGAAAGUUUCUCUAUUGUUUCUCCUCCAAAACAUUUGUAAUCUUCCCAUGGGACCUUUAAGAUCGAUCUAACGGAAAGCUAACCUUUCAUUGCUCUUGUCCCAUGGGAAGCUGUGUAUCGGCGCCUGCGAAAGCAGACGACCAUAAGAAACAAAAGGGCAUCAAAAUCGAAAGGCCUCGUAGGAAAAAAGCUCCUCGUUCAAUCUCUAUACUCGACAGUCCAGAUGGCAAUAACAUCUACGAAAAGUAUCGAAUCGGGAAGGAACUGGGUCGGGGUGAGUUUGGAAUCACCCACCAGUGUUUCAAUUUGGAGACAGGAGACACCUUUGCAUGCAAAAUGAUAUCAAAGAGCAAGCUGAAGACGGAGAUCGACAUCGAGGAUGUUAGGAGGGAAGUGCAGAUCAUGAGGCAUUUGCCGGAACAUCCUAACAUCGUCACCUUCAAAGAGGCCUAUGAAGACAAAGAGAAUAUUUAUCUUGUAAUGGAGCUCUGUGAAGGUGGUGAGCUCUUUGAUAGAAUUGUUAGCAGGGGUCAUUACACUGAGCGUGCUGCUGCCAAAAUGACCAAGACCAUUAUUGAGGUUUGCAAGGUAUGCAAGACACAUGGAGUCAUACAUCGAGAUCUAAAACCUGAGAAUUUCUUAUUCAAAGAUAAAAGUGAAGGUUCAGAGUUGAAAGCAAUUGAUUUUGGCCUCUCUAUAUUCUUUGAAUCAGGUCAGAGAUUUAGUGAAAUUGUUGGAAGUCCAUAUUAUAUGGCACCGGAGGUUUUAAGACGAAAUUAUGGGCCUGAAGUGGAUGUUUGGAGUGCAGGAGUAAUCCUUUAUAUACUUCUUUGUGGAGUUCCUCCAUUCUGGGCGGCAACUGAGGAAGGAAUCGCACAUGCUAUCAUUCGUGGUAAAAUUGAUUUUCAAAGGGACCCUUGGCCUAAGGUUUCAAAAGAAGCAAAAGAAUUGGUGAAGAGCAUGCUUGAUCCUAAUCCUUACACCAGACUAACUGUUGAUGAAGUCCUCGAACAUCCUUGGAUACGUAAUGCGGAUCAAGCACGUGAUGUUUUCCUAGGAGAACAUGUCAGAAUGAGGAUCAAACAAUUUUCAUUGAUGAAUAAAUUUAAGAAAAGAGUUCUUAGAGUGGUCGCAGAUAACUUACCAGAUGAACAAAUAGACGGAAUUAAACAAUUAUUCAACAUGAUGGACAUUGACAAAAAUGGAAACUUGUCAUUUCAGGAGCUCAAAGAUGGUCUCACCAAGAUAGGUCAUCCUGUUACCGAUCCUGACGUGCAGAUGUUAAUUGACGCCGCGGAUGCUGAUGGAAAUGGCACAUUGGAUUGUGAAGAAUUUGUUACAAUUUCAGUUCACCUAAGAAAAAUUAAUAAUGAUGAACAUCUGCCUCAAGCUUUUAAUUAUUUUGACAAGAACAAAUCUGGAUAUAUCGAGUUUGACGAGUUGAGAGAAGCAUUGUUAGAGGACAAUCUUGGCCCCGACAACGAACAGGUGAUCCAUGACAUUAUAUUUGAUGUCGACUUGGAUAAGGAUGGUCGCAUAAGUUACGAAGAAUUUAGAGAGAUGAUGAAAACUGGCAUGGAUUGGAAAAUGGCUUCACGCCAGUAUUCUAGAGCAUUCCUCAAUGCACUUAGCACCAAAUUGUUUAAAGACAAACCAUCACAGGCAAAAAGAUGAAUGUAAUAAUUAGUUCAAAGGUAAGAAAAGGAUAGAGAAAAUACCUUAACGAAAACCGUUUUUUGUUGAAUAUAAUUCUUUCCAAAACAAUGAGGUACUAAAUGACUAUAUAAGCACAUCACAAUGGCGUGUAAUGUCUUUGUAGAGGCGGUUUAUCUAGUUACAAUAUAUAUAUAUAUAUAUAUAUUAUAUAAAAGUUAAAA